This is a messenger RNA of Aspergillus welwitschiae, 621 nucleotides long. RefSeq lists its product as uncharacterized. NCBI's taxonomy places the organism in Eukaryota, Fungi, Ascomycota, Eurotiomycetes, Eurotiales, Aspergillaceae. The record is from RefSeq and is a predicted model, not a curated record. The transcript has 3 exons. Bases 1 to 480 code for a protein of 159 amino acids.
AUGCAGAAGAACACACUAACAGGGGUUGGGCCUCCGGCUAAGAUAAAAGCUGCAGCCUCGAGGGCACCGUCCAGGAAACCAAGAAAUUACCCUCAUGGGGGUGUUACCAGAGCGCGAUUCUACCAAGCCCUCUACGAGGCGCGGCUUGAAGUUCAGAGGCUCGAAGGAGGAUUGUGGUCACAAAAUCAUGCAGGGUCGAUCUUACGACAGCUAUGUCGACUUCAAUCCACCGCCCUGGCCCGAGCUAGACGACUGGCCGAGACGGAAUGGAAUAGACCUCUAAGAGAGCCAAUGGAAAAUAUGGAAGCACUUAAAUGUGACCGAUGUGGAACAAAGGCACUGGACGUGGUCCUCGCUCCGUGUUUCCAUAGCUUAUGUCCGGGUUGUGGUGGGGCUGGAGCACCAGGCGCUUCGGAAGAUAUGUUUAAAGCCUGCUAUGUCUGCUCUCUCCACAGUUUCCAGCAGCCCCGAAGGACUUAGAUGUACUGGCUGCUGCCUUUCGUGCGGCUGUGUUGAUUGGAAGUGACAUUGCCUUGCGGAAAGAGAUGCUCACGAGCGUGAGGGCGAAUAAGAGACGAUGAAUGAGGGAAGAUGAAUAACGGAGAUUAUUAUGAUACCAUG